GGGUGGCGUAAAGGGUAGGGGGACGGAUGACGUCAUAGUUGAGGGUUGCCCGGGCAACGGGGAAGCGGUUCGCCGCCGCGUCGGGACACCGUCGUGCGUCGCCACCGCCGCCGCGACGUAAAAAUCAAUUUGGACCUUGGCUAGGUGACCGUUCGCUCGGCGCUGCGUCGCGGCUGCUCCGGCGGCUCGAGGCUCGAGAGCAGCACGCUUCCCUUCCGGAGCUGCCGGCUCUACCUCGCCAUCGAGUACGAGCGAGCAAGCGAGCGAACGAGCGAACGAGCGAACAAACGAGCAAGCUAGUUAGCUAACGACCGACCGAACGACCGACCGACCAACCUACCUACCGACCGACCGACCGACCGACCGACCGACUGAGCAACCGACCAACCGAUCGACCGCCUGACCGAUACCGCACCGCGAGCUGUAGCUCAGUCGCGAGUCGUCAACCGAGCGGGUACGCCAGACGGUAGAGAACGCGUCUGCCAGCGAGCGUGUUCGCUGACGCGCACACCUACACUCGUCGCACGCGACCGACCGGCCACAUUCUCUCUCCGGUCUCCUAUCUCCACCGUGUCCGAUCGUACCUGACGCCUAUUCGUUCACGCGAACAAUGAUCCACGAGAAGGAGAUUCGCGUCUCGCUGUGUUGACAAAUCAUCAUCGUGGUCGCUGUCUGUUUUCGACGUUUUCCCUGUGGAUCGCGUGCACGCUGCACGAAGCCGAUCGAACGAUAGUUUUGUGCACGGGGACGAUGAAAAGACACGAGUGGAUAACACGAAUCACAUCGAAGAAGUUUGAACAGUUAUCCAGCGAGGAACAUUUGUAAACAAAGGGAAGAGAAGUUCCGGCCGGUUCGAACGAGGAGGGUCGGGGAAGCACCGGCUUCCUGAUCUUCCUCCCAACCUAAACUGUUGUGUGACGUUUUAUUCUUACCGGUGUCUUCGAAAAGCGAAGUGACAACGAGUCAAAGAUUCGGCGCAGUUAGCGUUUUUUUUUUUUUUUCUGAGGAAAGAGACGACGAGUGGUUUACUAACGAAGCGAGAUACUCUCCGGAGGUUUCUUAACCGAACAAGCGAGGGAUGAACGAGCAGCGCGAAAGAGACAAACGGAGCAUCGAGAUCGCAAUGAAAAUCAUGGCUGCUGAAGCAGCCAGAGUGGUUACGGUUUCACGUUGAAUCAGUAGGCUGUGUGCUCUGUAGAAUUGUGGUGUCACGAGGAAGGAGCCCACGGUGUGACGCAUGCGACGUGCCGUCUAUCGCGAGAGCUGUGCGUCGCGGAAAAACAUCUGCGCGACCGGUGAAGCUUUUACUCGUGUGCCUCCCCGCUCUGACGUAUUACGACGUCGACGAAUGGAACCAGCGUGGUUCUUGCCUACUGUGUGAUCCACAACGGGCCUCGAGCAAGUAAAAAAAGCUUGCGCGUGCCGAGAACGAACAGGCUGUAUCAACACAGCUACGCAAUGAAUGUUUCGCGGACGAUGCACGAAAAUCGCUCGAGACCAGUAGUUGAGAGCUUUCGGUCGCGAUCGAACGUUCGUCGUUGAAGAAUUUCUUUUCUUCGUUUGGUGUUUGAAUUCAUUCCUUUCUGUAACAUUCUUACCGACGACGCUUUGACCUGGAGAACGCGUCUCUUAAAAUAUUGAUAGCAACAUAUUCGUAGAGAGAGAGAGAGAGAGAGAGAGAGAGAGAGAAAGAGAGAGAGGAAAACAAAGUAUUCUGUUCUCGUGGAAAGAUAAACAGUUCCACAGAAAGAUAAAAAGCAGAUGACCCAGUCGAUUCAGGGAAACUAAUUGACAACUGAAGAGGAAAAGAGAAAUAGAGAGCACGCGAUAGGUGGCCAGUUUGUACUUAGUAGGCUAUCGCGUCGAUUACGCUCGACGAAACAACACGUCCGGCACGUGGUGGACUCGAAAAGUUGCCGUGAAUUAAUUAAAAUAUCAGGCGCCGUGGGUCGCCGCGUGGUUUGAAACGAAAAUGUUGCUGGGUAUGUGGCCGGGCUUUGAUUGGAAGUAUCGCGCGUGAAUGGAAGCGAAGAAAGAGUUGCUCCGUUUUGCGCAGCACUCGCGGUGCUUCGACAAUGUAGCAGAGCGUCGUUUCGAUGAUUCUCGAGGAUAUUCUGGUGCAAGAGUCGGUUUCAUAUAGUUCAUCUCAGACGUGGCAACUAUAGGGCGAAGAGACGGCGAAGAAACAGGUGGAAGAUCUUGUGCUCGAUACACCGAUCUCGAAGGGAGAAAGAGGGAAACACACCGAGAAGCGAGCACGAAACGGAAACUCUCGGUAUCGAUGAUGGUGGAAGGCAAGUUGCCAGGAGAUUCGUUGUCGUGGUGCUCGCGUUUCUCUGGUACGAGCUGCUCUUGCUAAUAUCGCGAGUUGUGUGGCAAGUGAACGAAAAACAGCAAAGGAAUGCCGAGGUACGAUGACGGACUUGGUGCACGAUCUUAGGAUCGCGGUGUCGUUGUCGACGUCGUCGUCGUCGUCGUCGGCGUCGACACGUAUUUGGUGGGAACGCUGCCUGUGCUGUACGAUCAGCUAAUACAGAUAGAUAGAUCGUUCGAAUGGCGACAGGCCUCGAGAACGACCGGCUCCGUUAGGAGAUUGUCGAGGAUUUUUGAACUCGAACGACUCGUGAAUUCCUUCUUUCAUCAAUUCCGUUCGAGAAAGAGAGCCAUUAGAUAUUUCCUCGAUUCAUGCAAUCGAGUUUUGGGCGAGUUAUUUCUUCAAACACGCAGGAAAGUGGAAUUUGCGAAGAAGACGCGAAGAACGUGAGCCACGAGAAACACGGGAAGGUGAUAGCCGAGAUAACCGAGCAAAACACCAACAAUCGAUGCGCCAACAAACGUAAAUACGAAAUACGAAAAAUGACAGCGGUGUUUAUCUAUGCGUUCCGCGAACUGUAAAUAACUGUGAUCUAGGAGUAGAGUCGUUCAGUUAAUGACCGAUUAUCGAACAGGACUCGAGAACGAGACUCAAGAAUAUUGAGGGAAACGGGAAAGAAAUCAAAGCAUUAAAUAGAAAUAAUAAUCCCUUUUUUGGGGGAUAGUAGUAACACCGAAUAAAGAAAGAUAAUAAUAGUCCCUGCAUGGGGAUAGUAAUAAUUGAAUAAACAGACCGAGAUAAUAAUAAUAAUCCCUGGUAUAGGGAUAGUAAUAAACUGAAUAAAAAGAAAAAAAAAACAAGAUAAUAAUAAUAAUCCCUGUGUUGGGGAUAGUAAUAGCGCUGAAUACAAAGUAAAAGAGAAAAGAAACAAGAUAAAAGAGGGAAAGAAAGGUGGAACAAUUUAGCGACAAGAGAAAGCUAUUCCACCAUCGAGCAUGGCCUCGGUGGCAGCAUGGCUGCCAUUCGCCCGUGCAGCGGCGAUUGGUUGGGUGCCGAUCGCGACACAUCCACUGCCACCGCCGCCGAUUCCGAAGGAUCGUCGCAAGGCCGACGACGAGAAGCUGCUAAUAAACGUGAGCGGCCGUCGCUUCGAAACUUGGCGGAACACCCUCGAGAAGUAUCCAGACACUCUUCUCGGCUCAAACGAGCGCGAGUUCUUUUACGACGAGGAGAGCAAAGAGUACUUCUUCGACCGUGAUCCAGACAUUUUCCGUCACAUUCUCAACUACUACAGAACCGGUAAGCUUCACUAUCCGAAGCACGAAUGCCUGACGAGCUACGACGAGGAGUUGGCGUUCUUCGGCAUACUUCCGGACGUGAUCGGCGACUGUUGCUACGAAGACUAUCGCGAUCGGAAACGGGAGAACGCGGAACGUUUGAUGGACGACAAGCUGAGCGAGAAUGGCGAUCAGAAUCUUCAGCAGCUGCUGGACAUCAGGCAGAAGAUGUGGAGGGCAUUCCAGAAUCCACACAUCUCGACGGCGGCUUUGGUGUUCUACUACGUAACCGGUUUCUUCAUCGCCGUGAGCGUGCUGGCGAACGUGGUCGAGACCGUGCCGUGCGGUAAUCGUCCGGGACGCGCCGGUACGCUUUCAUGCGGCGAACGUUACAAGAUCGUCUUCUUCUGCCUGGACACUGCGUGCGUCAUGAUAUUCACCGCGGAGUAUCUAUUGAGGCUGUUCGCGGCGCCGAGCCGGUGUAAGUUCGCGCGAUCCGUCAUGUCCAUCAUCGACGUGGUCGCCAUACUCCCGUACUACAUUGGUCUCGGUAUCACCGACAACGACGACGUAUCCGGUGCUUUCGUUACGCUGCGCGUCUUCCGUGUGUUCCGGAUCUUCAAGUUCUCCAGACACUCGCAAGGUCUCAGGAUCCUCGGUUACACCCUGAAGUCCUGCGCGUCAGAACUCGGUUUCCUCGUCUUCUCCUUGGCAAUGGCCAUCAUCAUAUUCGCCACGGUGAUGUUCUACGCAGAGAAGAACGUCGACGGGACGAACUUCACCUCGAUUCCUGCCGCAUUCUGGUACACCAUCGUUACGAUGACUACCUUAGGGUACGGUGACAUGGUUCCGAAAACGAUCGCGGGAAAAAUCGUGGGGGGUGUAUGCUCUCUCAGCGGUGUCCUUGUGAUCGCUUUACCGGUGCCUGUUAUCGUCAGUAAUUUCAGCCGAAUAUAUCACCAGAAUCAACGGGCUGACAAGCGAAAGGCGCAAAGGGUGAGUGUGACGUUUCUUUUUCUUUUUCCUUUUUAA
Molecule: messenger RNA, 4623 nt
Organism: Frieseomelitta varia
Lineage: Eukaryota; Metazoa; Arthropoda; Insecta; Hymenoptera; Apidae
Gene: Shal
Product: potassium voltage-gated channel protein Shal
Exons: 2
Coding region: 3310-4623 (437 amino acids)
Biological process (GO): potassium ion transmembrane transport; protein homooligomerization
Cellular component (GO): membrane; voltage-gated potassium channel complex
Molecular function (GO): protein binding; A-type (transient outward) potassium channel activity
Source: RefSeq, a predicted model, not a curated record